CUACCCCUCGGCGAACUGCUCAGGUUUGCUGCCAGGCUGAGUGCGAUCUACGGCGGCACGUACAUGCUGGACAAGCCCGCGGACGAACUCGUCAUGGAAGACGGACACGUCGUCGGCGUGCGCUCCGGCGGCGAGACCGCCAAGUGCAAGAUGGUGGUCUGCGACCCGAGCUAUGUUCCCGAGCGCGUGAAGAAAGCCGGACAGGUGGCCCGCUGUAUCUGCCUGAUGAAUCAUCCCGUUCCAAACACCAAGGAUUCUGCGUCGUGUCAGAUUAUCAUUCCCCAGCACCAGGUCGGCAGACACUCCGAUAUCUACGUGUGUGCUGUCUCAGCUAGCCACCAGGUGGCAGCUAAGGGUUGGUUUGUUGCCAUGGUGAGCACCACUGUGGAGACGGACAAACCAGAAGCUGAACUCAAAGUGGGGCUAGAUCUGCUUGGGCCAGUCGAGGAAAAGUUUUACUCUGUGGCUGACCUGUAUGAACCAACAGAUGAUGGCAGGGAAAGUCGGAUAUUUGUUUCCAAGGUAUUCGACGCGACCACGCACUUUGAGACGACAUGCUUAGAUGUGUUGGAUAUCUACAAGAGAUCCAUGGGAGAGGACUUUGACUUUUCGAAAGUCAGGCACACACUGGAGGAGCAGGAGUAAGGUGGUGGCGCCAUCUACCAAGCAGCACGCGGGUAGACUGCACGUCUACUCUUCUGCUUUGACAUCAUACAUAUAUAUAUAUAAUUAUAUAUAUAUAUAUAUAUACACAUAGCAUGUGAUUCUGCAACAUGUAUAUCUCUGUUGAAGAUUUCUUUGGCACUACAGUAUAAGUUGGAUCUAUUGCUAAGGGGCUAUAUCUCUAUUGGUGUGUAACUAACCUUUGAAUGAUGUAUCGGUCACCACACGAGCGUGAUGUCCCACGCCCGCAGACUUCCACCGUCUUAAUUGGCGUGCUAACGAGCGUGGUUGGUGCCUGCAUUGCUCAGCGCCCCCUAGCGUGAAAGUGUGAUAAUAAUAAGGAGAGGGCGGGUACCGGGAACGCCGGAAUGCUUAGAAGGGAGUCGGUCGUCUGUCUUUAUUUGUCUCGUUGUCAGUGGGUGUGCCCCCAAUGAUCGGUUGCAACGUUGUGGCCUCAUGCUUCCUCGUGUAAACUUGUGUCUUAUAUCAGUCGGUGCACGACGUUUGCUCUCUAAUACUCUCUCGUGUUGUUCUCGCGGCUGUCGCUGUUGACGGACCGGCUAGCAAAAAUUCCCGCGUCUUUGCUUGCUGUCCAGUCACGAGGUGAUCUUGUGUCUGUCUCUCUUCCAUCUCCCCAUUUUUGCCUCUCUCUCUCUCUCUCGCCCUCCCUCUCUCUCUUGCCCUCUCUCCCUCUCUCUCUCUCUCUCGCCCUCCCUCUCUCUCUUGCCCUCUCUCUCUCUCUCCCUCUGUCUCCUGCCCUCUCUCUCUCUCUCUCUCUCUCUCUCACUCUGAUAUUUCCCUCUCCAGAAAGAGAAAGACCCUAUGACCUGUUAAACUCUCUCCAUCUGCUCUCUCACGUGUCCUUUCUCUAUCUCCGUUUCUCACUGGUGGUAGCGUGCCAUCAUUCUCAGUUUGCAAUGGCCUAUUGUCUAUCCGUAUUCAUGCAUGGCGUCUCAUUGCUACUACAAGUGUUAUAUAGAGCUUUAGUGCAACUGCUAUUAUACCGCGCUGCUGCUGUUGCUACUGGUUGGUUCUAAGCUGUUGCCAUUUUGGCUGAAUGCGUUUUGUAUCAACACCAUAGUUGUCCAGUAAUUGUAUUGGAUAGGGAAUGUCAUUGCAGGGGGAUCUAUCGUGCUUGCAGGCGUGUUAGCAUGAGUGUUUUACCUGUGUCUGUGCAAGCAGGUAGAAUUUGCUGGCUUCGUAGAAUGAGUGCGCUCGAAAUAAAUUGGACACGGGUGUGCGUAGACCUUGCGCGAGGUGUGAUCUAGCGGGAUGCGAAGUGCCGAAAGCAUCUAAGCUCGGCUUUCCUUGUAGACGGAUGAAUUGUCUCCUGGUCUGAAUUAAUAUGUGAUGGGAAAAAUGUAAUCAUAUCUUAGAAAUUGGCAAAGUUAUAUAAGCAUAUUUUAACGCGGUUUGCGAAUGUGUACCGAAGUGAACUGCAUUGAACUUGCCGGCGGAGUUGUGGCGGAAAAUUGGGAAGGAGGUUGGUCCGGAAAUCAUCGAGAAAGGUCGGAGCUCGUCGACUCAUGAGGGAUGGCUGAGCGUAGAGAGAUGUGGGCGGAUGUGAACGAUUCGCGCUCCCUCUACCGACUGCCGGGUUGUAAAUAUAUUGCGGCGCGAGGUUGGAUCUGGUUGGACCGAUGCUGCAGCGUUUGGGCGCGGUCCGUGACUGUGGGUGCUGCAGCGUUUGGGCGCGGUCCGUGACUGUGGGUGCUGCGGUUGUGAUUGCCGAUCGUGGACAGCUGUAUUUAUUAGUCGAUGUAACUGGGAGAGAACGCGAGCUGCGCGCGUUGUCGUGGACGUCUUACGUUUAUGGAGGUGGCGAGUGAACGUUACGGGUGACGAGUGGCAGCGAUGCCUGUGUCUGUGUACGGAUUCUCUGCUGAUUGAACUUAGCAUGGACGCCACCAGGGGGCAGCAGUGCUCGCCAAUUAUGUGCGCGCGUAGAGAUAACGUUGAUUUUGUUCGAACGGUCGAAGGUUAUGCGGCUAAUGUUCUUUGCAGUUCCUUGUUAAAGGAUCGAUGAAACGUAAUUUGCAAUUUUCUGAAUGUUUACAGGAGAUGUACGCGAGUCCGUGUGUUUGUGUGUAUGUGGAACCAACGCGAGAGUUAGGAUGUAUUUCCGGAUGCGACAGUUUUCUGCGUGCAGUACAAAAUUUGCGCUGCACUCCCCAGCAAGAUCCACACUAUAUCGUCUAGUCACUCGCUCUCCUAGGCACCCCUUGCACCGCCAGCAUAUUAAGUAUCCCGGCAAUUUAACAACGAAUUCCUGGUGAAUUAUUGAAGUUGACACACCCCCGAAGCUUGUAUGUACAGCCUUGAUUUGUGGAAUAAACUACGUGUACCUUA
Priapulus caudatus is the source of this 3012-nucleotide messenger RNA. RefSeq names its product rab GDP dissociation inhibitor alpha-like. Gene Ontology annotation, cellular component: cytoplasm. NCBI's taxonomy places the organism in Eukaryota, Metazoa, Priapulida, Priapulimorpha, Priapulimorphida, Priapulidae. Bases 64 to 645 code for a protein of 193 amino acids. Gene Ontology annotation, molecular function: Rab GDP-dissociation inhibitor activity. The transcript has 6 exons. Gene Ontology annotation, biological process: small GTPase-mediated signal transduction; vesicle-mediated transport; protein transport. The record is from RefSeq and is a predicted model, not a curated record.